Molecule: messenger RNA, 1868 nt
Organism: Rosa chinensis
Lineage: Eukaryota; Viridiplantae; Streptophyta; Magnoliopsida; Rosales; Rosaceae
Product: receptor homology region, transmembrane domain- and RING domain-containing protein 1
Exons: 10
Coding region: 224-1681 (485 amino acids)
Molecular function (GO): catalytic activity
Source: RefSeq, a predicted model, not a curated record
UAGUGGAUUAGUGGGUGAAUAGAGAGUUCUGAAAGCACUAUGAGCCUAUUUCAGCUCAUCUCUGCUGGGAUUUCACUAUUUCAGUCUCAACACAGUUCUCUCAAACCUCACUUUAUCAAUUACAUGUUCGCUUUUCAAUUUUCAGCUUUCGUUUUCCGGUUUACCUGAAUUCUCAAUUCGUUAAAUUUCAUAGAAAUUCGACCCAGUAAUCUGCAGGAGGUAAAUGGAGCUGAGAAAGAGAAAGAUGAGGCAAGCUUUACUUGGAUUCUCUGUGAUUGUGUUUGUUGAACUAAGCUCUGCAACUGUGGUUUACAAACCAUUGUCUAUGGCCUUCGCUGACCUUCCUGCCAAGUUUGCUGUUGGUGUUGAUAGAGCUGGUGCUUGUGGGACUUUGGUAAAUGCAGACCCUUUGAAUGCAUGUUCGCCUCUACGGAAUGGGCGCCAAGCAAAUGAAACUGAUAGAGCAAGGUUUGCUUUGAUAGUUAGAGGGGAGUGUUCUUUCAAGGAUAAAGUACGGAAUGCUCAAAAUGCUGGUUUUGGUGCCGCAAUUGUUUAUGAUGAUAGAGAUGGAGAAGAUCUAGUUUACAUGAUGAUAAACGGUGAGAAUACUACAAUUCAUGCCGUGUUUGUUUCAAAAGCAACAGGUGAACUACUGAAGGAUCAUGCUUAUGAUGAGGAAGGGGAAUGCUGUAUCUUUCCAUUUCAAACUGAAACAGCCUGGACUGUGCUAGCUAUAUCUUUUAUCUCAUUCAUUGUCAUAUUGGGUAUAUUAUUAAUAGCCAUAUUUGCUCCAAGACACUGGCUGUACUCACAAGGAAGAAACCAACUUCCUAAAAGUGUGGAUAGGAAGGUGGUUGAAGCUCUACCUUGCUUCACAUUCAGUUCCGCUCGUUUGGGUGAAUGCCACAGUGAAGAAACUUGCGCCAUCUGCCUUGAGAAUUACAAAGAUGGGGAAAUUCUUAAAGUUCUUCCCUGUCAACACGAAUUUCAUUCAAGCUGUGUGGACUCAUGGCUGACAAAAUGGGGGACAUGCUGCCCCGUGUGCAAGCAUGAUAUGAGAACAAAAUCUGUGAAUCCUGAGUUUCUCAGUCAAAUUUUAAAAGCUGUUGCAAAGUUUGAUAUGAGAGUUUAUUGGUUGGUAGUCCCUUGUGGGUUUGUUGCUUUAUUGCUUGUGUUAUUUUGUAGCUCCGGGGAUGAGGUUGUGACUAUUGAUGUUCAAGAAGCUAAGGAUCUGAUCAAGUCUGGCUAUGGCUAUAUGGAUGUUAGGACUGUGGAGGAGUUCAAGAGAGGGUAUGUGGAUGCAGAGAAGAUUUACAAUAUUCCUUACAUGUUCAAUACCCCUGAAGGUAGAGUGAAAAAUCCUGAUUUCUUGAAAGAGGUUGCAUCUGCUUGCAGCAAAGAAGAUCAUAUUGUUGUGGGUUGUCAAAGUGGGGUUAGAUCCCUAUAUGCAGUUGCUGAUCUUCAAAAUGUUGGUUACAAGCAUCUGAGCAACAUGGGAGGAGGUUAUUUGGCUUGGACAGAGAAACAUUUUCCUGUUGUUAAGCCAGAAGAUGUAGAUCAGAAAAAGCCAGAAAUUGUUGAGCUAAAAAAGCCAGAAGAUGAUGAGGAGAAAAAGCCAGAACUUGUGGAGCCAAAAAAGCCAGAAGAUGUUGAGCAGAAAAAGCCAGAAGCUGAGCUCUAGUUUGUUGCAUAGCAAGUAACUUUAUUUAUCAUUUACUCUUUUUCUUUGUAUAAUUGUAUAUUACUGAUUAAUAUUUAUCUUGAUUAGAAUUCAAAGUAUAUAUGUACCUUGAUAGCUUAAGAUGAAUAUAUCAUUAUUCACUUCCAAAUAAUACUACAGCAUAAGAUGGUUUUUCCUCGUUUCUACA